AUGGAGCCGUCCAGGUGGCCCAGCAGCCUUUGCUCCAGAGUGAUGCUGUGUGCCACUCACGGUCGGCUUACAGCGCUCGCACUACGGCGUGACGUGGCACGGCGAGAGGCGACCCGGCAUACAUGGCACAGAGGCUUUGCAUUGCCAAGAUCCUUGGUUUGCCUGUUAGCCUCGAGCAGUCUGGCAGCACGAGCUCUCCGCCGUGCGCGACGAAGCGCAGCGCUGGCGGCCAUGGCUUCGCCGGUGAUGGAGAGGCCGAGGUCGAUGACUCAAGACGGUCAAGCUAGGCCGGGCGGUGCAGGCCAGAAGCGUCGCCCAUAUCAAGACACCGACUUGCCCAUCCAGAAGAUUUUGCCCAGCGUGCUGCACCACUGUCGAUCCGGUGCUGAUCUGGUGCUCCAGGCGCCAACGGGUGCCGGGAAGACCACAGUCGUUCCCUUGGCCUUGUUGGACAGUGGCCUGGUGGAGGGCAAGAUUAUAGUGCUACAGCCACGGCGGAUCACCUGCAUCAGCGUCGCCAAGCGCAUGGCCGAACUUUGGGGCGACGCUCUUGGCGAGACGGUGGGCUAUCGAAUACGACACGAAUGCAUCGUGUCAAAUCGUACCCAGAUUGAGGUGGUCACCGAAGGUGUGCUUGUGCGCCAUUUGGCGCUCAACCCGGAAUUGGAAGGCAUCGGGUGCAUUUGCUUCGACGAGUUUCACGAGCGCAGCAUCGAAUCCGACCUGUCCUUUGCGCUUUGCGCCCACUUGAAGCGCCAGAGGCGCCUUCGAGCUCGGCUGCUCAUCAUGAGCGCGACCUUUGGCAACCUCACCGAACGGGUUGCCGACCUGCUGGAUAACGCUCAAACCUUGAUCAGCGAGGGAAGGUGCUUUCCCGUCGAAGUCUUUUAUCGCCCCGUCUUGAAGCUCAAGGACUGGGAGCCGCAAGGUCCGCACAGGUUCGCCGACCUGGUGGCCCAGCAAGUGGAGGAGGCCCUCGAGGAACACCCGGGCGAUGUGCUGGUCUUCGUCCCCGGGGAGCGGGAAAUCAUGUACGUUUGGAUUGCCUUGAACAACAAGGGCAUUGGCGAUGGUCAACGCCCCAAGAACUUGGUGCCCUGGGCACAUCGGUUGAUUGACAACUCCAAAGUGGACUUGAGCCGAAAGAUCCAGGUCAGUCCCUUGUACGGCACCAUGGAGACCCACGAGCAAGAUUCCGUGCUUCAAGCCAAAGAGGGCUGGCGCAAGGGCCAUUGA
Molecule: messenger RNA, 1236 nt
Organism: Durusdinium trenchii
Lineage: Eukaryota; Dinophyceae; Suessiales; Symbiodiniaceae
Source: the annotation of a GenBank genome assembly